Molecule: messenger RNA, 2331 nt
Organism: Prunus persica (peach)
Lineage: Eukaryota; Viridiplantae; Streptophyta; Magnoliopsida; Rosales; Rosaceae
Product: transcription factor MYB3R-1
Exons: 8
Coding region: 382-1674 (430 amino acids)
Biological process (GO): regulation of DNA-templated transcription
Cellular component (GO): nucleus
Molecular function (GO): RNA polymerase II cis-regulatory region sequence-specific DNA binding; DNA-binding transcription factor activity, RNA polymerase II-specific
Source: RefSeq, a predicted model, not a curated record
CGCUUCAAAUACAACACCAAAGCUUCCCUUCUUGGCCAUCAGCUUCCAGCGUAAGCUACUUCUCCAAAACGCUUAAAUAAAUACAACCACAAAUCCUCUCUCUCUCUUUCACUCAGUCAUUUCUGACUUUUCUCUCUCAGAAAGAGAGCUCACCACUGAGAAAACAAACAAAAACCGCUUUCGCUUCCACUCGCUCAAAAUUAGAAGCUCCCAACUUUCCCGCCAAAAGUCCUGCCCUUCGCAUUUCACACUGCCUUUGCUUAAAACCAGCUCGGUAUUCUUUCUGCUUUCUGUAGUUUUGGCUGUUAGAUUCUCACACACUCAGAAACCCUCGAAGCUUUCUUUUUCAAGGUUGAGGAAAACUGAUUUUUCUAAGAGAUCAUGGCGAAAGUGAAAAAGGAGCAGCUGCAGGAGGUGGUUGUGGAUCCAUACGAGAAAAUUGGUUUCCUUUUGCAAGCAUUAUAUGAAACUGAAGGCUGUUUUAACUCGCCUGCGUCCAAGCCAAGCUCUGCUACUCGGAGAGCCACUGGUCCGAUGAGACGGUCAGCGAAAUGCUGGACAGAGGAAGAGGACAAUCUUCUAGGAGAGCUGGUCAGAAAGUUUAACAGGAGUAAUUGGAAGGAAAUAGCUGCGUGUCUCCCUGGGCGCACAGAUGUUCAGUGCCUGCAGCGCUGGCAAAAGGUUCUAAAUCCUGAAAUUGUGAAGGGACCCUGGACAAAGGAGGAAGACAACUGCAUAAUCAAACAAGUUGAGAGUCAUGGUGCUAAAAGAUGGUCUGUUAUUGCAAAGUUCUUACCAGGUCGAAUGGGCAAGCAAUGCCGAGAAAGGUGGUACAAUCACUUAUGCCCGGCUAUAAAUAGAAAUGCAUGGACAGAAGAAGAGGAGUGGGUUCUUACUUACUACCACCAACUCUUUGGUAACAAGUGGGCAGAAAUAGCCAGGUUUCUACCUGGAAGGACUGACAAUGCAAUUAAAAAUCACUGGAACUGCACACUGAAGAGAAAAUUAGAUUCAUACUCACCUAAUGGUUGUGAUGUGGAUAUGCAUCCUGAUGUCUGGAACGGUGAAUUAAGAUCGGGCCUUGUCGAGAUUAACCCAGCCGGACAGAUUUCUGAUAGACUGGCCUCACUCAAUCAGAGAACAGGGUUGGAGAUUAGUGAUAGCGCUUGCUCUACAGAGUUGACUCUUGGAUGUUCUUAUAGACAUGAACUUUGUUCAGAAUGGAAACCUGUCAAAGUGCAGAAAUGCAGAUCAUCAGAUAGAGGAGCAAGUAGUUUGACAAAUCUAAUCACAAGUGGAUCUUCCAAACACAGCCCUCUAUCAGCCUCUUCAUCGGUUUUCGUGGGUGCAUCUGCUUCUACCCGGUCCUCCCCCCUUGAGAGUCCAUCCUGCUACUCUACACCCCAAAGCCGUCCGCAGAAUGUUAAUGUGAAUCUCAGCAGUGGCAGCAGUCCCGGGUCGAGACUGAAGAACUUGGCAUUGAGUUUCAAAAAUACUCCUUCCAUCAUAAGAAAGAGAAGUUCCAGAAGACCUGAUGCUUCUUCAGCUGCCGUUAAAUCUCUAGGAAGGUGCCUGGAACGUGAAUUCGACGCCGAAAAUGAUUCAGGUGUUACUAAAUGUGGCCAACUUUUCUCUGCACAUGCUACUUCAUCAGACGUUAACGUUGGUGUAUAGGUUAACCUUGACACUUUUAGAAGAAGCCAAAUUUCCACGGUUCAAAUUUUUGCCCAAAAUGGAUGUGCUUUAGUGUGUGCUUCUUCACAUUAAAGGAGUUAAUUUCUUUCAUUUCAGUUGUUCAAACUCUCCGCUGUUCUAAGUAAGUAGAUGUAGUUUAGGUCACUUAAGAUGGUGUGCUCGUCCUUUGCACCCGAUUGCUAUUCCACUCUCUAUACAUUAGACUAGUUUGAAACAUUACUUUGUCAAAUAAAAAAUGUUCCUAAAUCUAAAAGUCCUCUAUCUCCUCAUUCCCCAAAAAGGAAAAGCCAAAAUUCCCAUAUUUAUUUAUUAAUUAUCAUUAUAUUCCAAAAAGAUGUAUAGGAUACGAUAUUCGGCACGCCAACCAAACCAUGUCAAAUUCGUUCGUUACAAACUUUACAAAAAACAAUAUCGCUUUCAAAAGAAAAAAAUAAAAGAAAAAGCAAUUUAAGGAAAACAAAAAUAUCCAAAUUCGCUGGAAAAACAGAAAUUGGAUGGACCACGUCAGAGUCUAAUCACACCCAUUUCAAAUCCGCAAACCUCGACCUCGCAAACUACCAAUACCACUGGCACUGGAGAGUACGAAACGCGCUUUACUCGCGCGACUGCAACCGUCACAGCUCCGCCAUAACAGAA